AAACUCUCAAACCUACUUUCUACUCCCCUUAGAUUUUCCAUCUCUUGCCCACCAAACAAGCUCUUGACCACUUCAAUAAUGGAGGACCAGAUAGAGGAGGGAAAAUCAGAUCAAAGAACAUUGAAUCACCAGCUCAACAAUGCUUCUUCUUCUACUACUACUACUAUUUUAAAGAGAAGAAAGGGUGGCCUCAUUACUAUGCCAUUCAUUAUUGCAAAUGAGGCAUUUGAGAAGGUGGCAAGUUAUGGGUUACUGCCAAACAUGAUCCUCUACUUCAUCGGAGAUUAUCAUUUCAGUGUUGCCAAAGGCACCAAUAUUCUCUUCUUCUGGACUGCCACCACAAAUUUCAUGCCUAUUUUGGGAGCUUUUCUCUCUGAUUCUUAUCUGGGUCGCUUCCUCACCAUCGGUUUAGGAUCCAUCAUCAGCCUCCUGGGAAUGACACUCUUAUGGUUAACAGCAAUGAUUCCAAAAGUAAAGCCUCCUCCAUGCAAUAUAUUAUCGGGUGAAAUUUGUCAAUCUCCAACAUUUUCUCAAAUGACUUUGUUAAUCUCCUCAUUCAUCCUCAUGUCCAUUGGAGCAGGGGGCAUUCGACCCUGUUCCAUAGCAUUUGGAGCUGACCAAUUGGACAGAAGAGAUAAUCCCAGAAAUGAGAGGGUCAUAGAGAGCUUUUUUGGUUGGUACUAUGCAUCAGCUGCCGUUUCUGUGGUGAUUGCUUUAACAGUUAUUGUUUAUAUUCAAGAUCAUCUUGGAUGGAGAAUGGGAUUCGGAGUUCCUGCAAUCCUUAUGUUUUUGUCGGCUUUUUUGUUUUUCCUCGCUUCGCCCAUCUAUGUCAAAAUGAAAGCAAGCACAAGUUUGUUUACUGGCUUCUUACAAGUGGCUGUUGUUGCUUAUAAGAAUAGAAAACUCCCAUUUCCUCCUCCCAACGUUACUAUGUGUUACCAUCGCAAGAAAGGUUCUGAGAUUCUUAUGCCAACGAAGAAAUUAAGGUUUCUAAAUAAAGCUUGCAUCAUUAGAAAUAUUGAGCAAGACAUAGCUCCGGAUGGAUCAGCAUCAAAUCCAUGGCGUCUUUGCACAAUAGAGCAGGUAGAAGAGCUCAAAGCACUCUUAAAGGUUAUACCAUUGUGGUCAACAGGGAUGAUGAUGUCGAUAAACAUUAGCCAAACCUCAUUCCCGGUGCUUCAGGCAAGUUCUAUGGACCGACAUAUCACUUCAAGCUUCCAAAUACCUGCAGGCUCUUUCGGAACAUUCACAGUCAUUGCUCUAGCAGUAUGGGUAGUCCUCUAUGAUCGUGCAGUUCUUCCCUUGGCAUCAAAGAUCAAAGGCAAACCAGUACGAAUUGGUGUUAAGCUAAGGAUGGGGAUUGGAAUAUUCCUCUCUUGCUUGGCCAUGGUUGUUUCAGGAAUCAUCGAAAAUUCCAGACGAAGAAAAGCGAUUCGGGAAGGGUAUUUGAACAAUCCUCAUGCAGUCGUGGAUAUGUCGGCAAUGUGGCUUAUCCCACAACAUAUCUUGAAUGGCCUAGCUGAAGCUUUUAACGCAAUCGGGCAGACUGAAUUUUACUACUCUGAAUUCCCCAAGAGUAUGUCAAGUAUAGCUUCUGCUCUAUUUGGUCUAGGAAUGGCUGUGGCAAACUUGCUGGCAAGUCUUAUAGUAAGCAAUGUGGACAACCUUACUAAAAAAGGCGGCAAAGAGAGCUGGGUUUCAAGUAACAUUAACAAGGGUCACUAUGACAAGUACUAUUGGCUUCUGGCAAUUCUGAGUCUCAUCAAUAUGAUAUACUUUCUAGUGUGCAGUUGGGCUUAUGGACCUUGCCUUGAGCGUAUAGCAAGUUCUAAUGUCGAAGAGACUGGCAUAGCGAAAGAAGAAGAGUUAUCUGAUCUAGGGGUGCCAGUCGGCAUAGAAAGCAAUGGCUUGAACUUCAAGGAAGAAGGUCUGUCUUAAGUCCAGAGAAUUAUCUGCUUGAUUUGUGUUUAACCUGGAACCAUUUGUCAUAGUGAAUGUAAAUCUAUAUGUAACUGGGUAAAAGUAAUUAGAAUUAUAGUUAUUGAAUCUUUUUUUUUUUUAAAUAAUAUAAUCGGUGUUUUUGUAUCA
Molecule: messenger RNA, 2088 nt
Organism: Mangifera indica (mango)
Lineage: Eukaryota; Viridiplantae; Streptophyta; Magnoliopsida; Sapindales; Anacardiaceae
Product: protein NRT1/ PTR FAMILY 1.2-like
Exons: 4
Coding region: 79-1938 (619 amino acids)
Biological process (GO): transmembrane transport; oligopeptide transport
Cellular component (GO): plasma membrane
Molecular function (GO): transmembrane transporter activity
Source: RefSeq, a predicted model, not a curated record